Messenger RNA from Biomphalaria glabrata, 6631 nucleotides. RefSeq names its product NHL repeat-containing protein 2-like. The transcript has 11 exons. The record is from RefSeq and is a predicted model, not a curated record. NCBI's taxonomy places the organism in Eukaryota, Metazoa, Mollusca, Gastropoda, Planorbidae. The coding region runs from base 280 to 2403 and encodes 707 amino acids. Gene Ontology annotation, molecular function: protein binding.
AAAUAGUCAAGGCCAAGGCAAGGGACUUGAAGGGUUUCACUUGAAUCUAGACAAUCUAUCUAGUCUAGUAUAAUCUAGAUAGAUCUAGGAUCUAGAUCUAUAUUCUAUAGAUAGAAUCUGAUCUAGAGCUCGAAUACAGACAAAAUUUGAAAAUAGAUCUACUAGAAUUUUACUAGAUCUAGAUCUAGACAGUGUAUAAAAGUAUUAAAAGAUCUUCUCUAGAUUCUAGAUCUAAAUCUAGAUCUAGAAUUCUAGAUCUAAUCCACAACGACAAGAAGGAUGACUACAUCGAUAUUUGAUUUACUUGGAAUCAUUGCUGAUUUUGAAGAAACUUUAAACAUAAAUGACAUAAAUGAAUCUAGAUCUAACAACCGUGAAAAAAUUGUUUCACAUUUACAGAAAAUGGAUAAGAUCAAUUUUAAAGUUCCUGAAUUCACUCCAGACCUUGAGUGGCUUAAUGUUUCUCAGCCUUUAAAAAUGUAUGACCACUUGAAAGGGAAAAUUGUUGUCUUGGAUUUCUUCACCUAUUGCUGCAUCAACUGCAUGCACAUUUUACCAGAUUUAAAGCUGGUAGAAGAGAGGUAUCCCUUGGAUGCAGGGGUAGUGAUUGUUGGUGUUCAUUCAGCAAAAUUUCUAAAUGAAAGAGUGACGUCUAACAUAUUAAGUGCUAUACUACGAUACAACAUCCAACACCCUGUGGUCAAUGAUAAAAAUGCAACCUUGUGGCAAGAACUUGCUGUGUCUUGUUGGCCUACUUUAGUAUUUCUAGGGCCCAAAGGUCAGAUAAUUCACUCAAUAGCUGGAGAAGGUCCUAGAGACAAAUUACUUUUAUUUCUAGACGUUGCCACGCAAUAUUACUCUUCUGAACUCCAACCUAGUGAUCUCCCCAUCAGCCUGUCAAAAAAUGAAGCUACGCUUUCACAGCUGAUAUACCCAGGAAAAAUUUGCUAUUGGCCUGAAAGACACCAGCUUGUUAUUGCUGAUACUGGAAACCACAGGAUCAUUGUAACUGAUGUUAACGGCAUUGUUCAGAAUAUAAUUGGAAAUGGACAUAAAGGAUUGAAAGAUGGCCGAUUGGAAAUUGCAGAAUUUUCAUCCCCUCAAGGUGUUACUUGUGAUUCUCAGAAUAUCUUUGUAGCAGACACAGAAAACCAUUGUAUUAGAAAGAUCAGCUUUGAAAGUUUUGAAGUAAAAACUAUAUCUGGAACAGGCCAUCAAGGAUCUGAUAAAAUUGGAGGAAAUGUGUUUCAAUCUCAGGCACUUUCAUCACCUUGGGAUGUUUUGAUUGGAUAUACUCCAGAUGGUACUACAUCAUUGCUGUUUAUUGCAAUGGCAGGCUCACAUCAGAUUUGGGUUUAUUUUUUAAAUGAUACCCUCUGGUACAGCAAAUCCUAUGUGUCUGGAACAUGUCUGUGUUUUGCUGGUUCAGGACAAGAGGAAAACAGAAAUAAUUCUUAUCCAGAUAAAGCUAGCUUUGCCCAGCCCUCAGGCUUAGCUUUGUCUAUGGAAGAUUCUAAGGGGAAACUUUAUAUUGCUGACAGUGAGAGCUCUUCAGUGCGUUAUAUAUCUCUAUCUGAUGGCAAAGUUUGUGGACUGGUUGGUGGAGAGAGAGAUCCUACUAAUUUAUUUGCCUUUGGUGAUACUGAUGGAAUUGGGAUCAAUGCAAAGCUUCAACAUCCACUUGGUGUUGCUGUACUUGAUGAGCAACUAAUUAUAGCAGACUCAUAUAACCAUAAGAUCAAGACUGUAGAUCUCAAGACCCUGAGGUGUGAAACUUUAGCUGGCACUGGUCAGCCAGGUUCUUCAAUGUUUGCAAGUGACUUCAAAAAGAGUGAAUUCAAUGAGCCUGGAGGUGUCUGUGUCAACGCCAAGGAUAAGCUUAUUUACAUAGCCGACACAAAUAAUCAUGACAUCAAAGUAAUUGAUCUCAAAGAUGGCACAAUCUUUAAGCUGCCUAUAAUAUUUAGUAGUGCUAAAGAAGAAGAAGAAAAAAAAAAUGUAACUUCUGCAGUGUGUGAAACAACAGAAAGUGAUUUGAUCUCCCUUCCAGAUGUUGUUUUGACACAUGAAAUGACAAGUGUUACUCUAAGACUUCCAUUGGGACUUGCAGAAGAUGAACACCUGAAUGCGCUAGCACCUAACACUUGGUUACUUUCUGGGAUGGAUGAAGAAUCUGACACUUUUGUGAGUUUAUUGGACAAGUCUAAGAUAAAGGGCAGAUUAGAUGAUUUCUUAUACAAUGCUACAAGUGGAUUAGCUUCUGUAACUCUUCAACUGCCAUUAAGUGCAGCAAAUGGAAAGCUGACUCUUAAAAUUUCUGUGCAUGUUUUUGUAUGUAAUAGUAAAUCUAACAUGUGCCUUCCCCCUAAAUGGGUAUUCUUUAAACAAGUUGUAAGGCAUUAGUCACUAUUAAAAAUCACUUUCAAUUAUUUAUUUGUAGAAACUCAAUACAUUUUAAUAAUUAUUCCAAUACAGAUACAACCUUUUCAAUGAUGAAUACUAAAAUUGACUUCAUUAAAUUUGAAAGAAUAGAAAUUCAUUUUUUUAAUGUUGUUUUGUGUGUUUGUCUAGAAUUCUAUAUUGCGUAGAUUACCCGAUAAAAUAGAAUGGAUAAAAUAGCACUGCUGAAAUUUCCUAACAAAAUAGCUCAAACUUAUUCAUAUAUGUAUAAUAAGUUUGGGCAGGAUUAUUUGAUGAGGCCUCUACCUUCUUCAAGCUGCAACAAGGGCAAGCUUUGGGGUAUCAGGAUUAGCCAAUUUCUCAUUUCCAAUUUAGAUGAAAAAGAUCUAAAUGAUGCUUGGCCAGAUGUUGAAGGCCUUGUAGCCAAUUUUUAUGAUUACUGGGAGGACAACUAUAUUGAUUGCCAGAGAUGAAACCAUUGACUCCAAGAUUUCCAGUACCGGUACAAGACAACCAUGAUCAAUAAAUCAGUUGAGGGAUGACAUAUGCAUUUCAGCUGUCUGUUGACAGUCAUCACCCCAAUAUCUACAAGUUGAUCAAUCCCUUCCUGAAAGAACAGAAGUACACUGAGAACAGGAUUAUUGGAUAUAAUGCUGGAGAAUGAAGUAUGCAUGCAAAACAAAGCUACAGUGCCUAUGUAUGGAAAUAAGCCACUGAUGGAGUUUUUACGUGACAGACAUUGCAUACAAUUAGACUUUUAUAUUUUAAAUAAAUCUCUCCAUUUGAACCAGUUUAUAUUGAAAAAAAAGAGGGUUGUGGAUAAAAAAAAAAAAGCUGGAGCCAACUAAUAGAAAUAUUAAAUUAAAAUACUAGGCACUUAAUUUUGUCCAUCGCAAAUCAAAGUCUCUUGGGCUUGACGCCUAAGCCGCUAAGCGUGUGGUCUAGAGAAAAUGCUGUGGUGGCUCUAACGUAGUUGGACAUCUAGGAAAGGGAAUGUGUGGGUAUUAUGUAAUGACUAAAAAAAAAGGGGGGGGGGGGAUAGGGGAAUACAAAUUUGUUACAAGGGGGAGCGGGUCUGAAGAUUUCUUACGUAACAAAAUUAAAAAGUACAGUCGUCCCUUCACUUUCGCAGAAUGGCUAUAUCAUGGGUUUAAAAACAUUUUAAUGGAGAAAUACUCCGCCAUUAUUGUUUUUUAACCUAGACUUAACCCCUCCUGCAAUUGUGUGACAGUAGGUUGCUUCACUUGCUUUAGACUUUUUCUCAGACUGUUGCUUGAAUUCUCGUAAAUUUACUUUACUUACGGAUACCAACGACGACUUUUAUUGGAGUGGGUGAUUCAAAUCCCUUACUUGGUGGGGGUAUUUAUUUCGGAGGUUUGUGUACGGGGUUUAAAUUGCAAUUUCAGCCGCCGCCCCCCCCCCCCUCUCUAUUCCUGCUUGAGAACCUAAUUAAGAUGGAUUUAGAGGUCAUCAAUAAUUAUUAUUCUUUUCUUAAUAAAACAAUGGUACAGGUAGGAUCUAUAUAGGCCUAUCCCUGUAGCCGCACGAUGCCACAGAGGCGACUUUAGCAGUGCGGGGAUCGAUCAUGCAAUUAUUUGAAGAAAUAUCAGUGGGGAGUUUCACUCUAACCUUCAACCUGUUUUGUUUUUGUAAAAAUAUUAUAGGUAAAUGUCCUAUAUAAUGUGCUGUGGUGUCUCAAAAUCUAGUAAUUUUACCAACGUUAUAAUAAUGAAAUGUGAACGUUCGUUUCUAAUCGAGUCGGGUCCCCAUAAUCGCCUAACAAGGUUGAAGAGGAUUUUAUGCUUUUGUGAUUUGGAAAAAUUCUUUUAGUAAUGCUGGACUUAAUGACAUAUCACUACCAUGUAGGCCUAAGUAACCUACAGCUACCGCAACUUUAUUUUAGCUCCAUUUUGAUUCCCAUUCAUAUUAUUCUAAUAUACUUUGUAAAUUUUCGUUUCUAUUGCACCGUAUCUAUAUCUAGUCAAGCAUGUUAAGAUGUUUUUCCUGAUUCAGACAACACAUUCCAUGUUCUAAUAGCACAAUGGAUACAGGAGCCAUGAGCAAACUAUGGAAAAUCUGGAAGAGUAUCAUCAGCCUUCAAGUAAAAUUAAAGCGAUAUUUUUCUCUAGUAAGUAAAUGCUAAAGAAAAAUGUCGGGUAUCCAAUAUCAGGUUGGUUAACUAGGGGUCACAGAAACACAAAAAAGCUAUAAAUUUAAUACAUACUUAAGGGGAGGGUAGCACAAUCACCGAGUUUAAAGUCUACAUUGUUCUAUUUUGUUUGAGCCCUCCUAAAUCAGCUUUUCAUUAAAGGAUAUAAAUUCCAGUGCAUUGGUUGUGGAACUAUAGUUGAACAGGUUAGGGUUAAAAUUAAGGAUAUUGGAUAAAAAUUCCCAUCUGUAAAUAAUUGAGUUUGAAGGGUAAAUUAAAAAACAACAACAAAACAAACAAAAGAGGCUGGUUUAAUGUUAAUCCAUAGUUUAUUUCAGAGGGAUAAACCUGGAAGAAUGUGUGGCACCAAUACCAGGUCUGCCGUGCUUAACAGGUUUGUAGGUAAUUGAAAACUCUCCCAAGUAAUGGCCAACCAUCUCAGGCUGAAAAAGUGAAAAAUAAAAGUAACAUAUAUAUAUAAUACUAUUACAAACUUAAAUCAAUCCAGACAAUUAAUUAGGUUGCAUACCUUGAUUUCAACUUGGUUAAAAGUUUUGCCGUUGUAAACACCAACAAUAGAUCCAAUCAUUUCUGGAAUAAUGAUCAUGUCACGAAGAUGUGUCUUUACAACCUGAGAAGGUUAAAAAAAUUUUUUUUCCCCAGUGUUUUCAACAAGAGAGAAACAACUACACUAAUAGAACUAGCUAUUUUAACUCAUUAGCUACUAAUGCGCCCUUCCCCCCUCAGUACUAAUGCGCCCAAAUGCGCCCGCCACAGCACACAUACAGCGUGACUUGCAUAGCUCUCGUUUUCCUGCGCGACGCGUGGUGUUAUUUUGAGCUGGCUGGGUUUUUAAAAAAGUAGAAAUAUAGAUCGUUUCGGAAAAAAAAAAAAAAAAAAACGGAUGUUUUUACAUCUUUCGCUUCAGUUUCUAUGGGCCUUCGAAGUUUGUUGAUUUUUUUUUCGAUUUUUCUUAGCUGCACAGGCCAUUUUCUCAAUGACCUUUCAAUUUUUAGACCCCGUUAUCGCAAAUAAUACACUAAAUACAGCUAAUAAUGAACUUGAUAUUGAUCAAGACAUUGAUCAUUAGAAUUUAGCGCUACAUUUAGACGUAGAUCUAGUCCGAUUCAGAGAGAGAGUGAAGUAAAUAUUAGAUCGAUCAUCUAGCCUAGAUCUAGACUAUUCUGGAUCUAGCGUCAAUGAAUCUUCAACAUCUUUGACUGAUAUUUUGAACAGUUUUUAUUUACCACAUGAAAACUUUAGAUGAAAUAGAUCUAGUUGGGGGCGUACACAACGUUGGUUUGGACAAUGGUUUGAUUUCUUUUACUUUGUUAUGCUAGAAGUCAUGAAAUCUGAGACACAUGCAGAACCACAUCAACAUGAUGCCGUGUUCAGGCAACUAAGGGGCUCACACGUACCCAGUGAAAGUCAGUAAAUACUCAAGACAUAUACAGAUUUUAUAUAUAAGCAUAAUGUUUAUUGUAUAGGCCUACUAAAUUCCUACUUAAGGGGUUACUGGAUAGCGAAAUUUAUUUUUUUUAUUUUUGCUUUAACUUAAUAACUAUUGUUAUAUUAUAUCAUAUGACAACUCAAUAAUAAAAAAUAUAUAUUGAAUGUUGUUUAAUGUUUCCGGGUUGCCAUGGUAACGGCAGCCAUCUUGAAAAUAAACAAAAAUUAGUUCAUAUAGGAAAAUUGUAAAAUUUUUCAAAAUAGAUAAAUUUCAAAGCUAAAAAUACUUACACCUUAAAGUAUAAAGGUGGCUGGAAGGAGCUAGCUAGAUUUUAUACAUUUUCCCUUAGUAUUGUGCAUUUUAUGAUUUUUUAAAAAAGGGUGAUUUUUUUCCCAAAAGAUCAUAUAUUAAAAACUUCUUCAGCUAAAGUCAUUAAAACUAGCUGAUUCUCUGUAUUAUUUAUCUCUGAAUAUGUGUACCAAAUUUGACAUUUAUCUCUAUUAGUUCUAGAGAUUUUAGAAAUAUGUUACAGGGGGGGUCACAAAAAAUGCAUUCACUCAAAAACAGUGAAUUUGUAUUAAGAAAAAUAUGGAAAAUAGUGUUCACCACGCAUCAUUAAAAUGCUUUUUUUU